This is a messenger RNA of Fusarium mangiferae, 501 nucleotides long. RefSeq lists its product as uncharacterized. Gene Ontology annotation, molecular function: nucleic acid binding; zinc ion binding. The coding region runs from base 1 to 501 and encodes 166 amino acids. The record is from RefSeq and is a predicted model, not a curated record. The transcript has 2 exons. Lineage: Eukaryota; Fungi; Ascomycota; Sordariomycetes; Hypocreales; Nectriaceae.
AUGCCUCCACGACACCUAACUCUUCCCUCGGCGCAGACUGCUUCGGCACGUGAAGCUCAAAAAUCUUUCUACUGCCAGCUCUGCUCAAAAGGCUACUCACGCAUGAAUGACUAUGAAGCCCAUCUCAGUAGCUAUGAUCACAGUCACAAACAGCGCCUCAAAGACAUGAAGGCCAUGGUUCGUGACCCCACCGCGGGCUCUCGUGCGCGUAAGGCCGAGGCCAAAGCCGACGGUCUCAUCAGCAUCAAGCUCCCUGGCCAAGAGACUGCCACUGGUGGAGGAGGUUUCAAGAAAGGCGGCUUCAAGAAGAGUGGCUUCAAGAGUGCUUUCACCAAAGUUGAGGGUAGUGGAUCAGCAGCAACGACGACUGAGAAACCCAAGCCGGCCAGUACACUUGAUUCAGCACCAAUCAAUCCGGGUCUCCAGAAGAACUUGUCACCAGAGAGCGACACUGAAGACGAAGGAUAUGAAGUCUAUGACCCUCGGUUUCCCACCGACUGA